Molecule: messenger RNA, 665 nt
Organism: Paraphaeosphaeria sporulosa
Lineage: Eukaryota; Fungi; Ascomycota; Dothideomycetes; Pleosporales; Didymosphaeriaceae
Exons: 2
Coding region: 338-652 (104 amino acids)
Source: RefSeq, a predicted model, not a curated record
CUAAACCUCAAGACUUCACCAUAGCAUCCUGUGUCGGAGACACCAUGUGUACCACAUGCUCAAAACCCCACAGCCGAUCCUGAUACAUUGCGAGAACGCAGCUCGACAUCGCAACAUGAACUCCGGGAACCUCCCACCCGUCGCCACGCCUGGCUCUCCUCACUUGUCCGAAGCUCAACCACCACCACCACCACCAUGACCCCGUCACAGAAGUAUACCCUCACUAAACCAUUUCUUUCUCCAAAAUACAUCGACUUCUCAAAGCCCUAUCUGAAUUCCAUAGCACUCGUCGUUCUGCAUCUCCCACCUGCCACCUAGACCCGCACCCUUCGUAAUAAUGUCCCCAAUCGUCCGCGUCACCCUCUUCAAAAUCCCCGAUUCGGCAGUCGUCCAGCAAGCAGUCCAGAAAUACAGCACCCUCGCGCAGGACGCACAAAAGGACAGCAAACCCUACAUCCAACUCUCGGCGGGCCACGCGCUGCACUCCGACCCUCGGUCUAAAGGCUUCACGUUCCUCGCGCGGACGGUGUUUCUCAGCAGAGAGGACAUGGCCUACUACGACGAGAAGUGCGAAGCACAUGGCGCCAUCAAAACCUUGUUGAAGGGCAAGGUGGAGGAUGGGCCCCCAGUGGUGUGCGUCAUGGACGGCUGAACAUUCGGGAUUU